Paramuricea clavata is the source of this 7084-nucleotide messenger RNA. The record is from the annotation of a GenBank genome assembly. NCBI's taxonomy places the organism in Eukaryota, Metazoa, Cnidaria, Anthozoa, Malacalcyonacea, Plexauridae.
CUUAACAUUGUUGUGAUGUUGGGCCUCAUGUUGAAUUAGCUUGAACGAGUCUCUCGAUCGGGAUGUUGGCAAGUUGUCUUCUACUUUUGUAAUAAAAUGGCAGCGCUUAAAUUCUGUUUAAUUUGUUCCAUUCCAACUGCGUGAGCCCGUACGACGGAUGGUCAGUGCACUGUCAGUGCAAGUUCGCUACCAUCUAGCACAGUCAUAAUUUGUUAGUUUUGAAAUAUGAUUGCAACUCGACAUUUUUGUUCAAAUGUAUCUCGUAGCUUUCGCGCUCUUAUAACUGGGGCUCCGGGGUCAGGGAAAGGGACUAUUUCAUCUAGAAUUGCUCGUGAUUUUGGUCUGGUUCACUUGUCAAGUGGAGAUGUUCUACGUCUGCAUGUCAAGCAGGGCUCCCAACUUGGAGUCGAGGCCAAGGAUUAUAUUGAUCAAGGAGCAUUAGUACCAGAUGAUCUGAUGGUAGAACUUAUGACUAGUGAAAUAGAACGACUUUCAAAUAAACGCUGGUUAUUGGAUGGUAGGUGAAAGGAGUUUUCCAAUAACUGGACUAAUUAAUACCUGUAAUAUUAAAUCCUCUAUAGGUGAUAUGUGGUUAAUAGCACUUUUUUCCAUCCAGCAAACCGCCCUAUCGAUAUUCUAAAGUCGGUUUUUAAAAAAUUUUUUUAUUAAUUCGGUUAGGGCCAGACUGCAAACUUUGGAAAUUGCGCGCGGAAGAUUUCGAAAAUUUAAUAGUAAAUAUAUAGAAAGCAUAAAAAAUGCGUGCGGAAGUUCUUCCGCGCACGGUGGAGAAAAGAGGGCCCCCUAUACGUUUUGCGUGAAGGGCUUAUUUUACUUAGCCGUGAAACGUGAUCGAUGAUUUUCUUAAUCCGUGACUUGUGAAAAGGCAAAAUAUUUUUACGUGAAAGCAUAUUGUGAAGAGGUAUAGGGGGCCCUCAGAAAAUGCAGUCUGGAGUUAGGGUUGUGGUUAGGGUUAGGGGUUAGAAUAGGGGUAGGGUUUGGGUUAGUUACAUAGCCAUUUAACACAUCUUCCGAAAAUGACGUCAGGUCAGUUUGCUGGAUGGAAAAUAGUGCUAACCGUGAUAUGUGCAACCAAUCCCAGUGCCAUAUGGGAUUCAAAGGACAAAGAGAUUUUUGCCAUGUUGGAUGAUAUUUGGAUUGCAAACAAGCAAAAUCCUUAAUGUCAAUGUCAUCAUCCAACAUGGUGACAGUGACAUAACUUGCACACCACCUAUUGAGGCUAUUGACAGACCCCCCCCCUCCCCCCCAUUUCAGCCAUUUUUAGGGGGCCUGUUAAUAGAGGAGGGAAUAAAUAGGGAGGAAGGGUCCAAAAUACAUUUCUAAUAAUACAAUAGAACACAAUAAAACAUUGCAAUGUUUACUGAAAAUGGUCAACAUUGCAUUGUAUGCAGAGUACAGUACAUCAAACAUUGGAAUGAAAACUGAAUUUAAACAAUAAACAUUACAAUGUAUAGCUAAAUUACUGGUCAACAUAAUGUAUACAGCAACAUACCAGGUUGGAAUCCACUGGUAAUACACUGGAUAUCUCUGGUGUAAAAUGUUCUCUUGAUAUUUCACAUCAGUGGCUAGGGAUGUGCCGGAUACCGAUAUCCGGUAAAAUUUAGACAUCCAGCGCUAUCCGGUAUAAAUUUGCCGGAUAUUUACCGGAUAGUACUGUAAGAUAUUUUGUUACAACCAUGAAACGGAAAAGUUUACUUGGCGUUUAAAACGAACAAUUACUGAGCGUGAAACACGAACAAUUACUGAGCGUGCGCUGCAUUACGACAAAAUUACGACAUAUUUUUUUCAUGAUGGUGAUGUGAACUGCUCGUUCGACAAUAGCAGUGAAUUUUAUAUACUGAAUACCACUAAACAAUGUAAGGUGAAUCAUAAGAUAUGGCCUUGGUAAAGACAAAUAGGUCAAAGAGACAAAAAACUCUUGAAGUUAUUGUAUUAAACACAUUGCCACAUUGGACUAGUUAAUUAAACUAUAAAAAUGUUGUGUUUCUAAUAAAUUGUUGUAUGGUAGUAUCUGGUUAUUAUCCGGUUAUUAUCUGGUAUCCGGUCAUCAUUUUCUCCUGACCGGUAUCUGGUAGACUACUAUCUGGUACUAUCCGGCAAAACAGUAUCCGGCACAUCCCUACCAGUGGCAUGUAAUCUUGAUUGAUAUUAGCUUUCUAUCAUGUACUGCUGUAAGCUUAUUGACAUAACCUCCAGAUUCCAACCUGCACAACAAUAUAUUGCAAUGUAUAGGUAAUGUAAAUUAAUUUAAUGGUCAUUGUGCAUUAGACAUUCAGUUUAUAAAUUUACCUCAACUAUAGUUAUAGAAUCCAUAGAACAGCAGUGCACCAAAAAGAAUUAUUAUAAUAAAUUAUUGAUAAAUAGGAAGAGGAAAUUGAAAGACAAAUAUUCCACAGUACAGUAUGUCAACAAUGCAAACUUCAUCCAUUAUAAACAGGGUUUGUACGGGUCCUGGAAAACCUGGAAAGUCAUGGAAUUUCAAUGUUCCAAAAUCCAGGCCUGGAAAUCAAUUAUUUAGUGAUCAGGUGCAUGUACUGUAGUACCAUCACAAACAACAAUGCAUGCUACACUGCAUUGCAUGCAUAGGCAUAGCAUAAAACACAAAUUUGCAUGCAUGCAUAUGACAUGUAUGCAGGGUUUAAAAUAGCAGCUGGCUGUCAGCUGUCGCCAGCAUUCUCAUAUUUCUAGCCAGUGACUUUUAAAGUAGAAAUGCACAGCAAGUUUCUCCAUAAUCCAUUAAGCUUUAUGAUAAAUUUAUAGGUUUUUAAUUAAAAAGAUUCUGUCUUGACAUAAAACAUGGGAACAGUGGAAAUCAUUUCCGAGUAUAAUUCAUAUAAAAGAGCCACGCAUAAUUUAUACAAUCUAUUUUUACUGCCAAUUUGUAUUUUUUCUCAAACUUGAAAUUGAAUUAUCAGUGUCCUUGGUAUUAAAAGGCAUGCAGUCUCUUUUCAUGGGUGGGUAUUUUCUGCAUAUUAGUGGUAUUCAUGUUUGGCAUAUCGGAGCCUGAAACCUGAAAAAAAUUGCCGGUACAAAAAGGUACAUGUACCAAACAGCUGACAAAUAUAUCUAUAUUCAAAAUAGUUAUUUUAAACGCUGGAAAAUGCACGUUUUGUGCAUACAAAUGUACAUGUGGCAUGCAUGCCUUUUUUGGAAGGGAUUUUACCACCCAAAAGUAGUCAAACCCGCGCUCCCCCAUCCUAUAAGUAGUGCCCUCCUCUUCACUUGAAAAUGCCCCCAACAAAAACCGAAAGUAAGGGGCCUGCUACUUUUGUUAAUCCCAGAAACAGUUAAGUUGGUUUGUUGCUUUGAGAGGCCCUUGUCCAGAGCAAGUCUAGUAUAGGUAUUUCCAUGUUCUGUAUACUCAAAAGCAGUACUCGUGAAUUUCAAAGGUCAUUACCCGAUAAGAGCCAAACAUUUGAUAGUCUCUCAUAUAGACAAUAAUGUCGAUGUAAAAUACAGUGUAGUCUGAGUUUCUUAAAACAGUAUGUGCCUCCUCAAUUUCUCUAAGACUAAAUAAUUCUUAAGAAAAUUCCUUAUGAGUUAUGACCAGUGCUAGCUGUCAUGUUUACUCUCGAUGUUUAUACACAGUGUGUCACACACAGGGCUGACAUAUGACAAAUAUGCCAACCUGGUCCCAGGUGUAGGAAAAUAUGGAUGCAUUAUUAAUAAAAAUAUAUGGAGGGGGCAGGGGAAACCCAGUUAGGUCUUAUCUUGAUUUCUAUAUAAUGUAUGUUGCAGGCUUUCCCAGAACAAUUGAACAAGCGAAACAAUUGAAUGCAAAACAAAAGUUUGAUAUAGUCAUUAAUCUAGAUGUACCAUUCAGUGAAAUUAAGCGAAGAGUUGAGGUUUGUUCAAUGAAAUUACUUUUAGAAAUCUACUGUCUGUUAGGGAACUGUAACAAUAGUGAGCUUAAGCAAGUGAUGUUUUUGUCAACACGGACGUCACCCAAAAAUUGAUAUAACUAAUUUUGGCGGCAUUUUACAUCAUGGCGCUCGUGUAUAAGGAGGCAAACAACUUUAAAAAUCUUCUGUUUUGUCAAAUGUGUUGAAGACUAACAAACUGACCCAAACACAGUUUUUUAUCCAGUGCCCCCUCGGCAAUCUGAUGCCCGUGUUGACAAAAACGUUGCUUGCUUAAGCCCGUUCUCCACCAGGCGAAUUUUUUCGCGCGACGCGAAGCGAAAAAUAAAUCUUGGCAAUGUGAUUGGUCAGCGAAAAAAUUCGCCGCGAAAAAGUUGGAUCAGUUCCUACUUUUUUACUGUUCGCGCGAACAAAUUCGCCUAGUGGAGAACGGGCUUUAAGCUCCCUAAUAUGAAAUACAGCUUUUAACAUUAACAGAACAAUUAAUAAGGUUGUAAACCAGAGAAUUGGUACUUUAAUCAUUUCUUAAUGACUUAAAGGUCCACAAUACCUAUCACACUGUACGGAGUAUAUAGGGGUAUCUGUUUUGGUUACUGAAAAUUUUGGAGUUGAUUGGUUGAUGAUUAGACUUUCCAAAGACUUCGCUGUGGGUUCUCCCUCCGCCAGGCGUGGCCUGUUCUGUGCCGAAAUUGGGUAUUUGUUUUAAUGAUAAGGGUAUACUGUACAUAUUUUGUCUAACUUGAAAAAUAUGGAUGUAGUGGUUAAUUCUUUUUGUAACCAAGAGAGAAGUUUGGUGUCGAGAAUUUUAAGCAUAAUUUACUGCAUGUAUAAAGUUUUCAAAGUAAAUUAUGCCAUAACAAUGUCAAUGAUAAUCACCAGCACCAUGUUCCAAAAUUCUAUAAUUAUAAUUCGAAAAUUUCGGUUCGUUACUACUCUGACCAAACUACAGUUCUCAAAUAUUAUUAAUUAAAUUUAAGUUUAUAUGAGUAACACAACUAGGUAUAGAAAGCAAAAUUUUAAUUAAGAACGCGUAUAACGUCUCAAGCUCAGAACUACCUUUUCAUUAUAAUACUAAGCACCUUUUCCCUUAAUCGUGAAUGUAACCAUACUUUGGUCUUUGAGUGAACUUGCAGUAAGGUAAUGUACCGUUCAUCUUGUAUUUUCACCUAACAAUUUCAGCAAAGGUAUGUUCAUCUCAGCAGUGGACGUGUGUAUCAUCUCGAGUGGAAUCCUCCUAAGAAACCUGUAAGUUCUGUGAUUGUAUGGGGUUGUGUGGGCAAGGUGGUACAGUACAUAAUACUAUAUAGUAUUUAAUUUUGUGUAUUACCACCUCCUAUUGAAUAUAAAAAGAAGAAACGGAUCGCAAUAUAAUUAUACAGGGUGUAUAAAAAAAACGCAUGAACAGAUAUGAAAUUGCUCUCAAUUUCGCAAAACGGCUCUUGGUAUAUCACGUUUUUGUUAUAUAUAGAUAUAUAGAUAUAUAGAUAUAUAGAUAUAUAGAUAUAUAGAUAUAUAGAUAUAUAGAUAUAUAGAUAUAUAGAUAUAUUUAGGGGCUUCGGUGGCGAAGUGGUUAGCGCACUAGUGAGAACUUCUCAAUGUGACUCGAACCCAGUCCUCAUGUGAAAAAGAGUAAAAGUCAACGCUCUGCCGAAUGUCGUGGGUUUUCUCCGGGUACUCCGUGUUUCCUCCCACAGGGAAAGUUGACAGGGUGGGUUAGGCACAUAGGAUAUGUCUGGAGGCAGAUCAUUAAUGAGGUAUGGACUAAUAGCGGCUGCUCAAGCGCCAUUUGUAAGCUCAAAGUCUACCUCGGUCUGCUUCACGUCAGUCCGGUUCAAUCUAUCUAUUCAUAAUGUAACCAGUCACUGAAAAGCCCUGAUAGGGAGUGUGCUGUGAAAUAUCUGUAUCUGUGUAUAUAUAUAUAUAUAUAUAUAUAUAUAUAUAUAUAUAUAUAUAUAUAUAUAUUCGACAAUUCAAUGCACUGCAUCUCGUGGAUUGCUGACCAGAUAAAUCGAAAUCGAAGUCUGGUCGCUCCAGAAGAGCUGUGGUACGAAGAGUUUAGCAGCCACAGCAGUCUCGUACCUUCGCUCAUUUCCGGUGCUCAGUGGACAAGGAGCGACAUCGUCCAAAUUACCGAGGCAGAUCUUGAGCCUGCACAAAAUCCCAACAGAGAACCGAAUGACGAAACCGUAAUACAUCCUGGGUUCGUAGCUGAAUUUAAAAGCAGACGUCUGGCUAGAAAACGUCAGCGUAGCCGCCAAUUGUUCGUGGGAGACACUUCCUCUGACGAUGACUCGCUUUCCAAUGUUGAGUUAGUUGACCAGGAUAUUGAGAACAUGGCUGAGGCAUCAACACCAUCACCUAAAUAUCUGCAAGUAUCUCAAAUCGAAGCAGUCCAACCAUCUAGCGAAAAUGACAACACCACCGCUGCACUCCCAAGUUCUGAAAUAGAGCAUCAAAUAUCCGAAGUCCAACCAGUCGAGGCAUCCGACGAGAAUGAGAACAACCCCGCUGCAAUCCCAACUUCUUCAAUCCAACAUCAAAUAUCCGAAGUCCAACCAGUCGAGGCAUCCAACGAGAAUGAGAACACCACCGCUGCACUCCCAAUUUCUCCAACAGAGCAACCAUCAACACGAGCACCACAAGAUCUUCCAAUGGCACCUGUUGCUGACGUGAGCCCAGAAACAGCCGAUCCACCAAUCCAACCUCCGACAACAAUCAUAAACCAGCAACCAUCAACAUCUCAUGAAGGGUCCCAACCACCUGACGACACUCCAGAACGUUGGCAAUUAAACAGUAUAACAUACAUGACGAAGGUUGCCAAUCUCAUCAAAUACCAAUUCUAUAAAAAUCUCCAGAAGGGUCAUGUUCAUUCAUUUCUUGAACGUUGGCGGCAGGCGAAAUUGAAACGCGAUUUCCACGAAAUCGCAUUCUGGACGAAACCCGAUCCCGAAAUCGACGCGUGGAUGCUGGCAACAGGCAGACUCCGAGAAGUGUUCAACCUAGACACGUUCGUGGAGCAACAUCCAGACAUCGUUCCCCACCUGGAACAACUGAGAAAAACUUUGAACGUGAGGGUUUUAACAAGUCGUUGUCCUGUGGUUGAAGCGUUGAGGAAAAGAGAAAAUCCUGAUGAGCAACGAACAGAUGACGCUCCUCAACUGUCCUCCCAAACGUUUUGGACCACUAUUAAAAAAUGGUGGCGUUAA